Molecule: messenger RNA, 2130 nt
Organism: Trichobilharzia szidati
Lineage: Eukaryota; Metazoa; Platyhelminthes; Trematoda; Strigeidida; Schistosomatidae
Source: the annotation of a GenBank genome assembly
AAUAACAAUAAUAGCACUACAUUGAGUGUUGCAUCAGAAGACAACCAACCAUCGCCCACGGAAAAACUGACCAAAAACAACGCUUCCUCCAUCAGUACCCAAUUCAAACAAUCCCCCCAGCGUCGCAUACAGACAAUAAGUAUCCUUGAAAUCAUCUGUGAUACCUUCUCUAUUCGUGGUGUUGCGCGGAUGCGUCGAGGUCCACCAUUUCUCCGUGGUCUCUGGUUUUGUUUUGUCCUCAUCAUGACUAUCGGUCUCCUAUUGACAACAUAUCUUCUCGUACAAGAUUAUCUCAUCUAUGAUGUUUCUGAAAAUAUUAAUGUGAUCUACGAUACAAGAUCACCGUUCCCCGCGCUAACCAUUUGUCACCAUCAUCCCUUCUCACAAAAUGCUUAUCAUCUUUGGCGUGAUGGACAGGUAAUGUCGCCUAGUGUGUUCAAUAGGAAUAUGCGAAAUCUGACACAUCAGUUUCUACUAGAGAAUGAUAUUAGUACCGCUGAAGCUUUGUAUCAGUACGAUAGUAUGUCCAUUUAUUAUCAAAAUUUACGGGUAAUUGACGCUUACAAUCUUGGCCAUGAUACAACCGCUUUUCUGAAUUGUAUGCGUCGCGUGAAUCACACAAUCGAGAUUGAAGACAACUGUCUGAAUAUGGAGGGAUUUCAAAUCCGAAAGUUUAGUCAUCAUACUUAUUUUAAUUGUCAUACUUUUGAACCGAAAACAAAAAUGGAGGCGGAGGAUACGGAUAUCAUUGCACUAAUCGUUAGUUUGGGGACAGAUCCAAAUUAUUACAAUCAAGAACAGGCGUUUCUCACGGAUUUAUUCGAGAUGGCCAAGGGGUUGCGUGUUGUUGUCCACGAACCUGGUACCUAUCCAGAUCUGGAACGUGAAGGUCUUCAUGUGGAACCAGGAAAACUGAAUGAAAUCAAUUACAAACCAGUGCUGUGGAAACUUUUGGACACUCCACAAAGACCAUGUCGACAGGAACAUAUAGAUCGUGAUCCCGAACUGGCACGUAUCACAGAUCAUACUUUAGCUGAAUCCCUAAACUCUGAUUAUGCUUACGCAUAUCAUGAUCUGAAUGUUUCCUAUAGAUACACUCAACCCCAGUGUAUAUUGUUUCAUCAACAAGAGGAUAUUAUCAAAGAAUGCGGUUGUCAAUAUAUCUAUCACCCACGUCCACAAUUUCCGUCGCCUGAUCUCCCCUAUUGUGGAUCGAUUAUGGAGAAUGGUAUCAAUGUGAUGGUGUUAAGUGAACGCGUCCAGUGUCUCACAUCUGGCCCGUUGAAUGCUACAGUUAGACAACAUUAUGAAAGAACAAUCUGUCAGCCAAGAUGUCAAUAUUACACUUAUGAGAGUACAAUCUCGGUGACAACAUGGAGAGCUGUCGACUGGCAACUUCACUGGCUUCGGCAGUUGAAUAGAGCUUUUAAAUCAAUGCAGCAUGAAGCAAAACAACAUGGGGAAGACUGGAAUAUUACAAACAGUCAUGGAUUUCAACGAUGGAAAGAAUACUAUGAGCAAGAUAAUCUGACAAAUAUCUCUUCAAAUGCGAUCAAUGAUCUCAAUUUAAAAGGCGAUAAUUUCGCUUAUGUGGUGUUGAAACGACGUGCUAGAGAUGUACGCGUCAGUCAACAAAAAUUAGUUCUAAGCAUCAGUGUCCUGUUGAGUCGUAUUGGUGGUCUAUGUUCAUUGAGUAUUGGACUAACUGCGGCAUUUGUUGUUGAACUCAUCGAGUUUGCUUAUCGUCUGAGCACAAUGGAAAGAACAGACUCUGGAACAAGUCAUAAUAGUAGUAAUAGUAACAACAAAAAUCAUACUGGUAUUAACGACCCUGAUAAGGCCAACAGGAUGCAUCCAGUGAAUGAAGGAAGAAAUGAAAUGUAUAUGACAUCGGUUUAAGACAAUAUCUCACUCACCGACUAUAAAACUGAUUAGAUUUCAUUUUUUUGUAUAAAUGUCUCAUGUUUCAACUUUUUCAUUUGAAUUUCCCUCCAACAUGUACAAUGUUCAAUGUAUACAUUCUGUGUUCAAUGGAUAUAUUUGUAAUUGAAUCAGUCAAUGUGGAUAAAAGGCUUUGCAUUGAAUGUUUUGAAGAAGAUACCUCAUAUAGAAAUAAAUUUUCAUUUGAAG